Messenger RNA from Astyanax mexicanus (Mexican tetra), 2287 nucleotides. RefSeq names its product phospholipid phosphatase 3. The record is from RefSeq and is a predicted model, not a curated record. The transcript has 6 exons. Bases 190 to 1119 code for a protein of 309 amino acids. NCBI's taxonomy places the organism in Eukaryota, Metazoa, Chordata, Actinopteri, Characiformes, Acestrorhamphidae. Gene Ontology annotation, biological process: phospholipid dephosphorylation; canonical Wnt signaling pathway; phospholipid metabolic process. Gene Ontology annotation, molecular function: phosphatidate phosphatase activity.
GAGCAGAGUUUGGGGGUCUACCAGCUGCAGACUGCAGUAGAGUUGAGUUAGUUGAGUUGUAGAGUCUUUGUUGAAGAGAUCUGUUGGGUUUUGGAGAUCUGAUCCCCUGAUCCUCCACUGAUUUACUGCAGAAUUUACUCUAAUCAGAUCUUACCCAGGUCCUCCAGCUUCAGGAGCUCAGCCGGGUAAAUGCAGCGCUUACUGGGGGAGAAGGUGAUGGCGGUGGACACCAGGAACGGAGGCUCAGCCCUCACCCCCACAGAGGGAAAAGACAACAGCCAGAGGAAGGUGCUCAUCUUCCUGGAUCUCUUCUGCCUCUUCCUCGCCGGUCUUCCGUUCCUGAUCAUCGAGUCGAGCGCGGUCCGGCCGUACCGCCGAGGCUUUUACUGCAGCGACGAGUCCAUAAAAUACCCGGCUAAAAACAGAGAGACCAUCAGCGACGGGGUUCUGUCUGCCGCAGGGACUCUCAUCGUCGUCCUCUCUAUCACGAUAGGCGAGAGCUACAGGAUCCACUACCUGCACGAGGGCUCCAACGCGUUCGUGAGGAACCCGUACCUGUCCGCUCUCUACAAGCAGGUGGGCGUGUUCAUCUUCGGCUGCGCAGUCAGCCAGUCCUUCACCGACAUCGCCAAAGUCUCGGUGGGCCGUCUGCGACCUCACUUCCUGGACGUCUGCAGGCCGGACUUCUCCACCAUCAACUGCUCGCUGGGCUACAUCACCGACUACAUGUGCACAGGAGACGACAGCAGGGUGCAGGAGGCUCGGAAGUCCUUUUUCUCAGGCCACGCCUCUUUCUCCAUGUACACCAUGCUCUAUCUGGCUUUAUACCUUCAAUCGAGGUUCACCUGGGAGGGGGCGCGGCUCCUGCGGCCGCUGGUUCAGUUCACUCUACUGAUGAUGGCCUUCUACACCGGCCUAUCCCGUGUCUCCGACCACAAGCACCACCCCACUGACGUACUGGCAGGGUUUGCACAGGGAGCCCUGGUGGCAUACUGCAUCGUUUUCUAUGUCUCCGAUCUCUUCAAGUCAAAAGACAGAGGUUCUACGAUCACAUCGACUCCCUUAAAGAAAGAGCUUCUACCGACUGUAGACCGGAACAACCACCUCACUCUAGCAUGAUGCUAAUGCUAACUGGAGCCUCGCCUAAUAUGAGGGGUCCAGCUGACGUGGACUUGGGCAGCUUAACAGUCAGUGGGCUAGCUAAGGACUAGCAGACUAGCCUAUACUGGACAAAUAUAAACCACAUGCAGGGCUUAAUGUGCCAAACCUGGGCCGUCUGAGAUUUCAGGCCUGCAGAAAGAACUUUUAUUUUAACCCGAGAGACCAGUGAAGAGUUCCAGCUCUACCAGAUGGAGAAGCAUUUUCCCCCAGACUGCAUCUUUUCCACACAAUCCUGAAUCCUGAAUCCACCACCUCAAAUGGACAGCAGAGCUAUUCCUGUUAACUGAGAGAGCAGAUGAGCUCUUGGAAGUGGUGGAUAUACUGUAUAUCAUACGUCUGUAACUUUCUCUUAUGAAAGACUACAAAUUCCUAGACCAGAGGAAGGAUUUUAAACGUUAGAUUCUGAUUAUUUUUGAUGAUAUAGCACAAUUUACGAUUUACACAACUUGAGAAUAUGAUAUAUUAGUGGUAUAAAUGUAUAGACUUGUACAAUGCCCUUUGUUUUAAAUAGGGUGAUCAUUUAUAAUCAUUUAUAAUUGUUAUAAAGGAAAAACCCAGAAAUGCUAAGACAGCUAACUAUGAAAAGGUUAAAACGCAGCUAAAGGACAUAGAGAACAGUUUUUAUAAUGGAAAACGACAACCUCAGCAAAUGCUAAGACUGCUAGCUAACAAUGACAGGCCAGUAUGGACCAGUUUAUAUAUAUAUAUAUAUAUAUAUAUAUAUAUAUAUAUAUAUAUAUAUAUAUAGCUUUUUAUCCAAUGGACAUACUUAAAUUUACCAAUGUAGCUUAAUAUUUUCACAUCUCUAGCUCUUGUAGCUAAAAGACAAAACCGACAGUUCUAACAUGGCUAACAAAACAUAAGGCUAGUAGAGUCAAGUCUUUAGCUUAAUAACAAACACAAAAAUGCUAACAUGUCUAAACAUGAAACUUCAAGUAAAGACCUGUAUUCAAUUAAAGAACUUUAGCUAUUUAGCUCAAGACCAAACCAGAAAUUAUAUGUAAAAAUACAGCUACGUAAGGUUAGCAGAGACCAGUUUUCAAAUAUUUAGCUUCUUAUCUAAUGGACCUACAACAUAGCUAACCUUGAAUAUAACUGUAAAAGCCAGUCUUACUUUUUUUUUUUU